AACUGAGGCAAGCUCGGAGCCGUCCUUUCCUUUCUCUCGAGCAGCAAGCGAGCAAGCAGAAGGCGAACGAGCAUUCUGCCACCGGGCCGCCGCCGCCUCGCCAGUCAACGCUGGAAAAGCCGGAGCCGGUUCACAUCGAUUUGUUAGUAAAACUUUGGAAGAUAGUAAUAAGGAGCCACCCAAAAGAUGCCAGGUGUAUGCAUAAGCAACAGCUUGACAACCUAUGCAAAUGGGGGGAGUUAUGGAGCUCUCAUUAUGGCUCAUAGUGAUGUACGAGUCCUCUGUAAGAAUCAAAUCAACUCUAUGAUUCCAGGGCCAUCUCUAUGGCGUCAGGACCUACUGAGGUUAUACCCUGCCAAAUCCAACAGUGGAAGAAUGAGUUCCAGGAUCAAAGCCACAUGGCCAUUCAUGGGCAACGAUAAAGGAAUGGAUGUCAAUAUAGAGCUCAGUGAGGCUGCCAAUGAGGAUAUUGUCAUUUUCUUCUUCCAGUUGGACUUGGAAACUCAGAUCCAGUAUGCCCUAAACAUGGAACAAUAUGAAGCAGCUCAGCAAUUAAGGAACAAACUUGAUGAGGUUGAAGCAGAAAUAACUAAAAAAAGGGAUGCCAAACGGGGUUCAUCAAAGAGUGAAGCUCAAGACAAAGCCAUAUAUCUAUUACAACUUCGUGCUGAACUUCAGAAAGCUGUUGAGAAUGAAAAUUAUUCUGCUGCUUCUGAGUUACGUGAUGAGAUAUCAAAAUUUGAGGCUGAAACUCUAGCUGCAUCAGCAAAAGCCCUUGCUUUUGAGAACAUACAAUAUGCAUUUCGUCUUGGACAGAAAGUACGACAUAAAAAGUUUGGUUAUCUAGCAGUAAUUUGUGGCAUGGAUCCUGUAUGCUGUGAAUCAAAUUCAUGGAUGGAGGUUGCCAAUGUUGACAAAUUGAUCAGAGGGCCUAAUCAACCUUUUUAUCAGAUCUUGGUUGAUGUACAUGCAGAUCCGAACCUUCUUGUUGCAUAUGUUGCGGAAGAGAAUCUUGUAGCCAAUGAACAGCCAAACAAGGACAGAUUUGAUCAUCCAUAUGCUUCCUUCCUGUUCUACGGAAUCGACACAGCAGGCGACUUCAUUCCUAUAAAGCAACUCCGUGAAAAAUAUAAUAGGCCACGACAUGAAGUUCCUGUGGACAAUUCUGACGAAGACCGCGAUAGCAAUUUGUGAAAAGUUGUAUGGUUUUUGCUCAGAAAGUCUGAUACGAAGCGAUUCUUAGUGGCGGCCUCGCGGCUGGUUGCAACUACAUGGUUUUUACUGUACGAGAUCAUAUUAUGGAUCUGCUGGUGUUGCUCAGCAUCAUUUUCCUUCCAUCUGGUGCUUGAAAGUUGUAGGAGGAAGAUAUUUGAUAUGUAAAUAUUUGCAUCCCAACUAAGUGGGAUUACCGCAGCUCGGCGAUGGAUAUUGACAUCCGAAUGAAUUGUAAUUAUUAUAAACUUACAAUCCUUGUACCGUCUUAUAAAGGAUGAAAAAUAAUUAUGCGAUUUUUGUUCA
Molecule: messenger RNA, 1518 nt
Organism: Zingiber officinale
Lineage: Eukaryota; Viridiplantae; Streptophyta; Magnoliopsida; Zingiberales; Zingiberaceae
Product: clp protease adapter protein ClpF, chloroplastic-like
Exons: 10
Coding region: 187-1194 (335 amino acids)
Molecular function (GO): DNA binding; protein binding
Source: RefSeq, a predicted model, not a curated record